Messenger RNA from Folsomia candida, 860 nucleotides. RefSeq lists its product as uncharacterized. The record is from RefSeq and is a predicted model, not a curated record. Bases 39 to 860 code for a protein of 273 amino acids. The transcript is spliced from 6 exons. Lineage: Eukaryota; Metazoa; Arthropoda; Collembola; Entomobryomorpha; Isotomidae.
AGAAACAAGUUGCCACAGCUACGUACCUAGGCAACAAGAUGAAGCCAGUCGCCCUGUCGAUUUCUCUGGUAUUUUUACUGCUUGGGAUUUCUGGACAAGUUAAAUCCUCAGCAACCAGUCAACCUCAACCCGACGCUGUUAAUCCUGGCACGAAUGGAGAAAUCGCUUUCAAGGGCAAAUGCAGCCCAACGGACAAAUGCAAAUAUGCCAACGUGUCCUGCAUCGAUGGAAUUUGUCAAUGCAAACAAGGCCAAUUUUUCACUGCGCUCAUGCGCGACCAGCAGGGUUGCUUUGACAUUGUGCAAAUCCACAACAUUGCCACGGUUGAGGACCAUCCCCGGGUGAUCAUUAACCAGACAUGUCUUCAGUCUCCAGAACGUAAUAAUUCAUGUCGAUCCCCUUGUUACACGGGAUUACUAGUCGACGUCAUUCGCAUGAUCGACAAUGAAAUUAAGAACUUGGAAAAUUGCACCGUCACUGAGAUGGACUCAGUCGGGACACUUGACACGAGUAGUGACCCACCCUCGUGGAACACGGGAUUGAUGGCAAUCGUGGCGAAAAAACAAACGGAUCUCGCCCUGGUGCCGUUCAAUGUUUCCAAGCAGAGGCCAGAAAUCAAAACAAUUUUGGAUUACUCCAGCCUCAUAAUCCGCAAUCCGCAUCAAAACACGUACUUAACCAUCGGCCUCCCCCACUUGUCCAGGGCUAACUUACUAUAUUUUUCCAUGAUCCACCUUUUUACCAAACUGGGGCAUAGUGAGAAGCUCUUGAACAAAUGGUUUAUUCAGGGGACAUCAUUAUGGUCCAAGGAGAAGCAGAAGACGCCAUACACGCCAACCGCAGAGUGUCAUCUUUUGUAA